Messenger RNA from Quercus lobata, 2453 nucleotides. RefSeq names its product oligopeptide transporter 2-like. Gene Ontology annotation, molecular function: oligopeptide transmembrane transporter activity. The coding region runs from base 11 to 2236 and encodes 741 amino acids. Lineage: Eukaryota; Viridiplantae; Streptophyta; Magnoliopsida; Fagales; Fagaceae. The transcript has 6 exons. Gene Ontology annotation, biological process: transmembrane transport. The record is from RefSeq and is a predicted model, not a curated record.
GCCAAUUACAAUGGCUUCCAAGUCCCUCGAAAUCGAGCCCGCACAGAGAGGCAUCGACGACGACGACGACAACGUGUCGCCGAUCGAGGAAGUACGACUGACCGUUUCGAACGAAGACGACCCGAGCCUUCCAGUAUGGACGUUUCGAAUGUGGUUUCUGGGGCUACUAUCGUGUGUGCUGCUGUCGUUUCUGAACACUUUCUUUCAGUACAGGACGGAACCGCUCGUGAUAUCGAUGAUUUCGGUCCAGGUUGGGACGCUGCCGAUCGGACGGUUCAUGGCUAAUGUGCUUCCGACGACGACUUUUCGGAUUCCGGGGUUUGGGGAGAGGGAGUUUUCGCUGAAUCCGGGACCGUUCAAUAUGAAAGAGCACGUGCUGAUUUCGAUAUUCGCUAAUGCAGGUUCGGCGUUCGGGAGUGGAGCCGCUUAUGCCAUUAGUAUUGUGGAUAUUAUCAGGGCAUUUUAUCGUAGGAAAAUCUCAUUUUUGGCUAGUUGGAUCCUUGUCAUUACUACACAGGUAUUGGGGUAUGGGUGGGCUGGAAUACUGAGGAAGUACUUGGUGGAUCCUGCGCAAAUGUGGUGGCCUAGUAGUCUGGUUCAGGUCUCCUUGUUUAGGGCUAUGCAUGAGGAAGACAACCGCCGCAUGUCACGAGGGAAAUUCUUCUUGAUUGCAUUGAUAUGCAGCUUCUCCUGGUACCUGAUCCCGGGCUACCUUUUUCCAUUGUUGUCAACCAUUUCAUGGGUAUGUUGGGCAUUUCCCAAGUCAUUAACAGCCCAUCAGAUUGGUUCAGGCGUGCAAGGACUCGGUCUUGGAUCAUUUUCCCUUGAUUGGUCAGUCAUAGCCUCAUACCUGGGCAGCCCUCUUAUCAGCCCCUUCUUUGCUAUUGUCAAUGUUGCUGUAGGCUAUGUCUUACUCUUGUAUGUGUUAAUUCCAAUAGCCUACUGGGGAGUAAACCUGUAUGACGCCAAGAAUUUUCCAAUCUUCUCCUCACAUUUAUACAAUGCCCACGGAAAUACUUAUAAUGUAUCAGCCAUUGUGAAUGACAAGUUCGAGCUGGACUUGCCAACAUAUGAAAAGCAGGGACGCAUAUAUCUCAGUGUAUUUUUUGCUCUCUCAUACGGUAUUGGUUUUGCUGGUAUCAUAUCUACCCUCACUCAUGUGGCACUUUUUAAUGGGAGGGAUAUUUAUGCGCAAUUCCGAGCUUCAUAUAGCACUGGAAAACAAGAUAUUCACACAAGAUUGAUGAGGAAGUACAAGGACAUACCUAGCUGGUGGUUCUACGUGAUGCUUGUGGUAUCCUUAAUACUCGCUCUUAUAUUGUGCAUUUUUAUGAUCGAUGAGAUCCAAAUGCCAUGGUGGGGACUCAUCCUUGCAGCUGGACUUGCUGUAACUUUCACUCUUCCAGUCAGUGUCAUAACCGCCACAACCAAUCAGUCACCAGGACUAAACAUCAUCACAGAAUACAUCAUGGGUGUCCUAUUGCCAGGUAGACCAAUAGCCAAUGUCUGCUUCAAGACCUUUGGGUAUAUAAGCAUGUCACAGGCUAUUUCCUUUCUGAGUGAUUUCAAGUUAGGCCAUUACAUGAAGAUUCCACCUCGAUCCAUGUUCAUUGUUCAGUUCAUAGGAACUAUAAUAGCUGGAACAGUGAAUCUUGGAGUGGCAUGGUGGCUGUUGAAUACCAUUGAGAACAUAUGCCAGGAUGAACUACUACCUCCCAACAGUCCUUGGACAUGCCCGGGUGACCGCGUCUUCUUCGAUGCAUCUGUCAUAUGGGGUUUGGUUGGACCAAGACGAAUUUUUGGCAGGCUUGGUAACUACCCAGCACUCAACUGGUUCUUCCUUGGAGGUGCAGUUGGACCUGUAAUUGUAUGGCUGAUGCAGAAAGCUUUUCCCAACCAGGAAUGGAUUUCACUAAUUAACCUUCCAGUACUUCUUGGAGCUACAGCAGCAAUGCCACCUGCUACAAGUGUGAACUUCAAUUGCUGGAUUGUGGUUGGAACAAUAUUCAAUUACUUUGUUUUUAAGUAUAGAAAGAAUUGGUGGCAAAGGUACAAUUAUGUUCUUUCAGCAGCAUUGGAUGCAGGGUUGGCUUUCAUGGGGGUGGUUCUCUACUUCACGCUUACCAUGGAGGACAUAAGCCUAUCCUGGUGGGGUUCUGAUGGUGGUGAACGCUGUGAACUGGCCACAUGUCCAACUGCUAAGGGAAUAGUUGUUGAUGGCUGCCCUGUUUUUUAGUUCUCAUUUCAGUUUGCAAUUUAGUUUCGUAAUCCAUUUUCCACUUUCUACCAAAGUACUUCAGCAGUUUCGUUUCAAUUUCAUAACAUCAUUGGAAAAAGGGUCUGUUUUUUGUAAAUAUUAAGGCUUUGAUAAAUUGAUAGUUGGUUAAAUGUCAAAUUAAUUAAAGUGAAGUCUCUUUAGUAUGUUUGUGAUUUUAGUUGAAUAUUUAAUAACA